AGAUUUACUCUGUAUUUCGCAGCAGAGCAGGGAAAUGAAGCAUUGGUAAAGUUCCUUCUUGGAAAAGGCGUCAAUACAAACGAACAAUUCCCUUCUGGUGAUUGUGCACUUAUCGCUGCUGCUUCCUCAAACUCGCCUUCGCACAAAUCUGUAAUGAGGCUACUGGUUGACUCAGGGGCAAAUGUCAACCCUAAAAGACCUGUCAUGAACCAAUCACCUCCAAUUUGGACACCUCUUCAAGCCGCAAGUUACGCUGGAAACAUGUUUGAAGUCAAGCUGCUGCUGAGACACCAAGCUGAUAUUCAUGCCGAUGCGGGCGUAGUACACUUUGACAGACCCGCGUUACCAAAGUCAUUUACAGCACUUUCGGCGGCUACAUACCACGGACAUACUGGAAUUGUGCGGCUGCUCCUUGAAGCUGGGGCUAAAGUU
This is a messenger RNA of Exophiala aquamarina CBS 119918, 432 nucleotides long. RefSeq lists its product as uncharacterized. Gene Ontology annotation, molecular function: protein binding. NCBI's taxonomy places the organism in Eukaryota, Fungi, Ascomycota, Eurotiomycetes, Chaetothyriales, Herpotrichiellaceae. The annotation marks the transcript as partial. The transcript has a single exon. The record is from RefSeq and is a predicted model, not a curated record.